Molecule: messenger RNA, 2457 nt
Organism: Uncinocarpus reesii 1704
Lineage: Eukaryota; Fungi; Ascomycota; Eurotiomycetes; Onygenales; Onygenaceae
Exons: 2
Coding region: 1-2457 (818 amino acids)
Source: RefSeq, a predicted model, not a curated record
AUGGACCAAAACGACGGAUUAAUCAACGGUGUAUCUGCAAACGAAGAUGGAGAGGCCGAGGCGAUACCGGACAUUUUCAAUGCCAGCUCCGUCGCUGACAUCAAAGCUACCCUGUCCGCUCUCCAGGACCGCGAAGCAUCCGUGACUGCACGCCUAGAAGCACUCGUGGCCUCCCAGAAGGACUUCUCCCGCGAAUUGGGCCGGCUCGACAUCCUUCGCGCUCGCAUCGGAUCCCAGGCAAGCAACACCCGUGCGAUUAGCCAUGGAAUGCUCUCGGAAACCGCCGCCACAGCUCACCGUAUCUCUAGCGCGGUCCAUCGGCUGGACCUGGAGCAAUCGCGGGUGAAGACGACACUGGAAAUGGUUGAGCAGGUGAUGGAGCUCAAGGCGUGCGUGCUUGGCGUGGCUGGAUCGAUGGGUGCCUCUCAGGACUGGGAAACGGCAGCUUCCUAUCUGAACCGGGCAUCAAGGAUCUCCCCUGAGAUCAUCAACGGGGCGUUCGCUGCGGAUAUUGUGCCGACUGCCGAAGUUCCUGAUCCUCCUGCUGUGACUUUGGAAAAUGCAGCGGAGUCACUGUGCGGGCUGUUUCUUCGCGAGUUUGAUCGUGCAGUGAAAGAGAACGAUGGCGCGAAAAUCACGCGCUUCUUCAAGUUGUUCCCUUUGAUUGACAGGUCAGCCGUCGGGUUGGAUGUUUACGGGAGAUAUGUGUGCCAAGGGGUUGCGAGUCGGGCACGAACAAAUUUAAACACUGGGACAGGCGGAGCCCAAAGCAAGGAGGGAUACUUCUAUGCCAGCGCCCUGACCAAGUUAUUUGAGCACAUCGCGCAGAUAGUUGAGAGCCAUGGCGGCUUAGUGGAGCGCCAUUAUGGCCCCGGGAACAUGUCUAGGGUGAUUGAGAGGCUGCAGGUCGAAGCCGACGUACAGGGUGGGAUUAUUCUAGAGACCUGGAGCGAUGAAUGGCAUGUUGACCGCAAACUCACUGACAUAAAAUCCUACGCAUUUACCUUUUUGGUACAAAGCUUUCUACCGAAUACUCGUGGUGGUCCUCAACGAACCAAUUCCCCUGGAACUAGGGAUGGUGCAUCGCAGAGGACUAGCGAGGAUGAGGGUGUUGAUAUGAAAGAAAUCGAUGGCAUUCUCAAUGAAAUGUCUCUUAUGUUGGGCAGGUGGUCACUCUACAGUCGUUUUCUGGCCGAUAAAUGCAGGGCCGUUGACUCGGAAGAGUUAGUGCUACCGAACUUCUUGCUUGAGUCUCCUCUCUGUCAAAAGGUUAAUGAACGGCUUGUUUCGCCAUUCAAUUUAAUGACCACUUUUUUCCUUCGUCGAUCGGUUGAAAAGGCAUUCCAGAUUGACGAACCGCCGUCCGAUUUAACACUGAACCUGCAACGGCCUCCAACAUCAAACCCGCCAUACAUAACAUCUGCUGUGGAUGAUAUCAUGUACAUUGUGAACAAAGUGCUCGAGCAAUCGCUUGCUACUGGCCACAAACCGAUCGUGAUGAAUGUUGUGCCUACCAUCGCACGAGUGUUGGGAUCGGAUUUCAUUGGGAUGAUACAGCGAAAAAUGCGAGAUGAGACUUACCCUAGACCCGUUGUUCCCGGCGGCCCACCUCCUGAAGCAGUCGUUGUCUCAUUUCUCGUUUUAAUCAACAAUCUGGAUGUUGCCAUCGAUUAUAUCAACCGGAUUCUCAAAAACUUUCUCGAGUCAGACGGUGCGAAUGGCGCCACUGGUGAACCGCAUAAUAGGGAUUCGGGGGGCAGGAUUCCACAUCUAUUUCCGCUCGACAAUGAUGCGGAGGCGGUGGCUGGAGCACUGCGCUCGCUUUCGUCGUCUUUUGAAUCAAAGGCCCAAGAUCUCAUUGGUGAUGGAAUUCAGGUUGUGUUUAAUAACGUCGUGAAAACGCGACUUCGACCUAUUCUGGCCGAUGCGUUCCGCGACUUUGAAUAUGAACCUCGCGGUGGCGAUGGCGACCAAGGUGGUGGAUUAGACGAUGAGGAGAUUGCAGCAAGCGAACUCGACAGUUCUGCCGGAGGAAGCGAGGUACGUCGUCGGUUCAUGACUUCCUGGCGGGAGCUCUUAGUACCAAUCUCGCGAAUUUUAACGGGGCGGGCAUUCGACCGACUGUUGGGCGUCACGAUCGCGUCGUUGGCCCGAUUACUGGAGAAGAGGAUCUGGUCGUAUCAUGGACGAGUGAAUGCGCUGGGAGCCACGCGCCUGGAACGCGACAUCACCGGCGUCAUCUCGGCGGCAGUGGACAUUGGAGAGAGCUACGUGAGUGCAGAUGGCGGAGGAGGAAGUCGAUAUCGCCAUCGCGAAGCUUUUGGGCGAUGCACGCAGAUUGUGAUGGUGAUGGGUCUUGAAGAGGAGGAGUGGGAUGAAAUCGAGAAGAGUGGCGGGGACAUGGUUGACAAGCUAUCAGCAGAGGAGCGAAGCAGGGCGAGGGCGAUGGUCGUAUAA